Molecule: messenger RNA, 1461 nt
Organism: Fusarium sp. VM40
Lineage: Eukaryota; Fungi; Ascomycota; Sordariomycetes; Hypocreales; Nectriaceae
Source: the annotation of a GenBank genome assembly
AUGGCUCAGAACCACGACGAAAAAGUCGAUAUGUCCAAGGACGUCGAGCCUCAAAUCUUCCAGGAUGAGAAUCCCCAGAAGCCCAUUCCUCAGUAUGAGCGGAAGGAUUACUCUGGUGCUCAUGAGAAGACCGACCCAAAGGAGAUUGCUCUCGUCAAGAAGCUUGAUCGCUGGAUGAUGCCCAUGCUUUGGAGCAUGUACUGGCUCAACUAUCUUGAUCGAAAUGCCAUUGCUCUGGCUCGUCUCAAUGAUCUCGAAAAGGAUCUUAACCUUCAGGGAACUGAGUACCAAACCUGUGUCUCUAUUCUGUUUGUUGGUUACAUCCUGGGACAAAUCCCCUCCAACAUGUUCCUCACCCGAACCCGCCCCAGUCGCUACAUGGGUACCAUGAUGAUGCUCUGGGCCGUUGUUAGUGCUCUCACCGCUGUCGCAAAAGACUUCAAGGGUCUCCUCCUCACCCGCUUCUUCCUGGGUCUCACCGAAGCUCCCUACUACCCCGGCGCCGUCUACCUUCUCUCCAUCUUCUACACCCGUAAGGAGGUCGCUACCCGAAUCGCUAUCCUCUACACUGGAAACAUCCUCGCCACAGCUUUCGCUGGUCUCAUCGCGGCUGGUAUCUUCCACGGUCUCGAUGAUGUCGCUGGUCUUGCUGGCUGGAAGUGGCUUUUCAUCCUCCAGGGUGCUGUCACCUUUGUCAUUGCUGUCAUUGGUUACUUCAUUCUUCCUGAUUUCCCUCUUACCACUCGAUGGUUGACUGAGGAGGAGCGUCAGCUUGCAUACAACCGUAUGGAGCUUGAUACUGUUGCCAACCAGGGUGAGACCAGCACCAUGCAGGGUUUGAAGCAGGCUGCUAGUGAUCCUAUGGUUUGGAUCUUCUGUGCUAUGGCCCAUCUUCACUUGGCUGCCAACGGUUUCAAGAACUUUUUCCCCACUGUUGUCAAGACUCUCGGCUUCAACACCACCAUCACCCUCGUCCUCACCUGCCCCCCCUACCUCAUCGCCGGUGCCAGCACGAUCAUCGUCUCAUACAUGUCCGGAAAGUACAACGAGCGAACAUGGCACAUCACUGCCUCCAAGGCUGUCGCUGUGAUUGGUUUCGUUUCCGCGGCCUGUACUCUCAACACUGUGGGACGAUACAUCUCCAUGGUCAUCUUCACCAUCGGAACCUACGCCGUCAACAGUCUUAUCCUUGGUUGGUGCGGUUCCGUUUGUGGUCAGACCAAGGAAAAGAAGGCUGUUGCUAUCAGCAUGGUCACCAUGAUCAUGAACAUCAGCUUCAUUUGGACACCUUACCUGUGGCCUGCCAGCGAUGAGCCCCGUUACGCCAUUGCCAUGUCUAGCAGUGCUGGUUUCAGUGUUGCAACAGCUGCUCUUGCUUGGGUUGCCAAGAUUAUCCUCAAGCGACGCAACGCCAAGCUCCGUGCUCAAGAUGACGAGACCCGAGUCUUUUACGUCUUCUAA